GCCCGGAGGGCGGAGGAGGGGCCAGCGCGGCGGGACGGCGGGCAAGGCAGGUCGGCGCGGCCCGGCGCUGGAGCUAGGCGGUCGGACUGGCAGGGGCGGUGUGCCGCGCGGGACCCUCAUUGGGGAAGGUGGGGGGUCGGGGCCGCCUCCGCUCCGGGCCGCACGUCCGAAGACCGGAGAAGGGGACUGACUGCGCACGCCACCAAGAGGGCGCACAGCUGAGGCCGGACGAUGCGCGGUCUCGGAGCAGGGUUUCCUGCCCAGGGAGCCCGGCUGCGCUCGAGGGGACCCCGAUGUCACCGGCAGGGUCGGAGCUCGGUGCACCACGCCCCCCUCUGCGCCCGGGGCCUCUGCGGGGACGCAGGUCUCAGGAAAGUAGCCUUUAUUUAUGCGGCACCGAUCGGAACGCGCGGCCGGACGGACGGACCUGGACGGAGCGUCCCUGCUUGGAACCUGGAGCGGGGCGCCGCGCGCUCGUGUGGCGCCUCAGCCUCCCCACCGUUCGGUCCCCGGAGGCACGGAGCUCACGGCGGGACGAUGACGGUUGGGCCAGGCCAGGCGUGGGAGACUCCCAGACUCCGGCCCGCCAGGACGGCCAGCUGCGUCACCUUGGACGUGGGCAAUACUUCGGGGCCUGGGUUAUGUCGCCUGUAAUCUGAGGACAACGGCCUGGAAGGGGCUCAGGUGACACGGCGGCCCUCACGGGGGCCGAUUUAGCCGGUCUGCCGCCCCUCCGCGCCGGACCGCCAGGCGGGGUACCAGGGAAACCGGGAUGCGCCGGCUUGCGAGCCCACCGUGACGCAGAGCUGGCGGCCGCUAGCGACAGCCACCCUGUGAGGGACUUUCCCCCCAGUACCCUAACCGCUUUCCCGUCCCUAAGGGUCCCCUCCCGCCCCGGCUCCCUUUCUCUCUGAGGAAGCCCAGCGCAGCCUAACCCUCACAGGGCCGCGGAGAGGGCGCGCCAGGCGGGGAUUUGCGCCAGGCCCGCGGCGCAUGCUCGGUGGUUGGGGACUGGGCGGGUACCCCGGGCGGGGAGCCUGACUGAAGGGCGGCUCUGCUGAUUGGUCGGGCAACUCACGCCACGCCCGUUGCCUUCCGAUGGACAGUUCCUUACCUGCCGGGUCGGCCUCCGCAGAGAGCGGUGGCCUGGAAAACCCAGUUUUGGGAGAAGCCCUGCCGCGCCUCCCGCCCAAGUACCCAGAAGGUUUCAUAGCCGCCAGCACUGCGGUGGAGGAGGCCGCCUGUUGCGUCCCACCCCACCAGAAAGCCUAACACUGGCCUGAAGCGUAAUCUUAAAGUGGUAGGGGAAAAUACCGAUCUAGCGCAGAGAGCAAAACACCUCCGUUCUGGGUUUAAUGGGCAGGUCUGGAGGUGAGGCAUGCCGUCAGCACUCAAUACUUACUUGCAGGAUCGGAUUGUUUCCCCCAGUGGGUGGGGACUGCAGGAUGUAGCAUUGAGCGAGCCUGACAGAUCGGAAGAUAAAACAAGUGUGAUAAUAAAAACAAUUACACACUAACCCAUUUCCUCCUCCGUGAAAUGAGGGAAUGGCCUAGACAUUUUCCAGACCUCUUCUGUCCUAAGAGUGGAGCUGGGUGACAGAGCAGGUGCAAGCCGGCCUUUCCCUGCCUCCCCGGGGAACGCACUCUGUUCAGUGAAAGCAACUCAGCUCUCAUUGACACCUUUCAGCUGCAGGAGUGUGGCCGCUCAGAUCUCAUCUGAACUGUUGACAACAGUUGUCUUCUGAGAAUCGUGAAUUAGAGCCUUCCUUUAGGCUUCUGACUCCCUCGAAGGUACCAGACAACCCAAACUUCUCCUCUUGUUACCUUGGCUCUCUAAGCUGUAUCUACUUCUAUACAAGGCGAACAAUUUUGUCUUUUUAAAUUAAAAACAACAAAAGUACCUAA
Messenger RNA from Symphalangus syndactylus (siamang), 1904 nucleotides. RefSeq lists its product as uncharacterized. The record is from RefSeq and is a predicted model, not a curated record. NCBI's taxonomy places the organism in Eukaryota, Metazoa, Chordata, Mammalia, Primates, Hylobatidae.